This is a messenger RNA of Brugia malayi, 591 nucleotides long. Its product is annotated as UMP-CMP kinase family protein. Gene Ontology annotation, biological process: CDP biosynthetic process; UDP biosynthetic process; 'de novo' pyrimidine nucleobase biosynthetic process. Gene Ontology annotation, cellular component: nucleus; cytoplasm. The record is from RefSeq and is a predicted model, not a curated record. NCBI's taxonomy places the organism in Eukaryota, Metazoa, Nematoda, Chromadorea, Rhabditida, Onchocercidae. Bases 1 to 591 code for a protein of 196 amino acids. Gene Ontology annotation, molecular function: UMP kinase activity; ATP binding. The transcript is spliced from 5 exons.
AUGCAAAAUCUUGGUGAAUUACCCAAAGUGGUGUUUGUUUUAGGACCGCCAGGAUGUGGCAAAGGGACGCAAUGUAUAAAAUUAGCAAAGAAUCUAGGCUUGAAACAUUUGAGUGCUGGUGAAUUACUAAGAAACGAAAGAAAUCGUGAAGGCUCUCAAUAUGGGCAAAUUAUUGAAUCACAUAUCCGGAAUGGCACUAUUGUUCCGGUUGAAAUUACUUGUAAACUUCUCGAGAACGCAAUGAAUGAUUGCUUAUCUGCAAAAGCAUUCCUGAUUGAUGGCUUUCCACGGAAUCAGGAUAAUGUGGAAGGAUGGGAACAUGCAAUGCUUUCAAAAGCAAAAGUUUUAUUUGUUUUAUAUCUGCAUUGUCCAGAUGAUAUUUGUGUAAAAAGGUGCCUAAAUCGAAAUGAAGGGCGUUCGGAUGAUAACGAAGAAUCUUUACGUAAAAGGAUUAAAACAUACCAUACACAAACAAUGCCAAUCAUAGAAUAUUACAAGGCAAAAAAUCUUGUGCGGCAAGUGUCAGCAACGGCACCAGCAGAUGAGGUUUACGAAGAAGUGGAAAAAAUUUUUAAAAACUGUGGCAUUUAA